Messenger RNA from Bursaphelenchus xylophilus (pine wood nematode), 1479 nucleotides. NCBI's taxonomy places the organism in Eukaryota, Metazoa, Nematoda, Chromadorea, Rhabditida, Aphelenchoididae. The record is from the annotation of a GenBank genome assembly.
AUGCGAUUGCGACAUUGUGCUCAUUAUUUUCCCGACAGGUCGAUAGAUAGUGAGUUAAUUUUUCCGGGCCGGUAAAAAGCUGAAUAUCUUUUUUACGAAUUCAAAAAUUCCGGUCUUAAUCUGGCCCAAUGCCCAUCAAAAUCCAAUGGUUUUACUUGUGGUAACACUUUGUCGCUUAUUUCGCGUAUUUUAGCCAAAAAAUUAAUUUUAAAUUUUUCAAUAUAAAAAAUGAUAUUUUAAGAAAUGUCCCCUAACAAAACGAACGUUCUCGACCACGAUGACAUUGCCGAAGCCAAGAGAAAGAGCCGCGGAUGGGAUUCGGAGCUGAAGCUGGGGAAUUGCAUCCUCAGCUCCAGCGAGGAGGCGAGACGCCGAAUCAGAGCCUGCGGCGAUGAUUGGGAGCCCAGAACGUUGAGCGAAAUCUACGAAAAGGGACACGACUGUAAGCGAAAAUAACGGCGCUAGGACUUUUCGGCUGAGCGACAGUUCGGGUCAACGAUACUAUAGACCCUAUUCGGAAAUGAGGUUUUUAUUCUCAUUGAAUUUUUUCAGUAUCCGGUCCAGUGGUUCGGAUUCUGGCCGAUGGAAUCUACGAUUUCUUCCAUUGGGGCCAUGCCAAUCAGUUCAGCCAGAUCAAACAGUUGAUCCCGAAUUCGUACUUGAUUGUGGGAGGUGAGGCUUUCGAGAGUUGAGAAUGACAGCAGUUCGUCUGUCGGGAGCAUUGAAUACGUUGUUUUUCAGUUUGCCGCGACGAAGACACCCGCAACAACAAGCGUCAGACCGUCUUCACCGAAGAGGAGCGAGUGCUGACCGUGAUGAAUUGCCGAUACGUCGACGAGGUUUACAAGGGCUUCCCGUAUUCGAGCAGCUUUGAGAUUAUGAGAGAAUUGAGGGUAAGACGGACACUUUUUUGUCAUCAAAUGUACAGUGUCAGUCUGUCGGGAAAAUAAUAUGGAUUUGCCGCGCAUUGGCAUGGUCUGUCAUCGCUUUGCGAGGGCUCGCCGAAGCUGCAGAUUUCUGCAACUAGGAUAGACAUUUUGCGGCGAAAAAUCCACAUUAUUUUCCAGACAGACUUAUAUAUACACUACUUUAUAUCUAUCUGUCGGGAAAAUAAUGAGCACAAUGUCGCUGCGCCGAUCGCGUCGCUGAAGUAAAAAAAUUUGAUUUUGCCGCGACACAAUUCAUUUUCUCAGCGGCGAUACGAUUUUUUUGCUGCGACAAUGUGCUCAUUAUUUUCCCGACAAACUGACACUCUCCCUGUCAGCUAAUCUCAAACAACUUCUCAAGGUAGACCUAAUGGCUCACGACUGCAUUCCCUACGGAAUUGGCCAACAAACUUCCGAUUGUUACGCCCCAUUCAAGGCGGCCGACCGAUUCUUGGAGACUCAGAGGUAUCCCGGUGUCUCAACGACCGACUUGAUCAACCGGAUCAUCGAGCGAUAUGACCAGUACAAGCAAGGGAAAAGAUCGAGCGCUUGA